AUGAACCAAGAUUUUUCUAUUCAGGAAGCAGAUGAGUUUAUUAAUAUAUCAACGGAUCGAACGUUACAACUAAAAUUCAAAGAAGAAGGAGUGGAAAGGUUUUGGAUUUCCAUCGAGAAUGAACAUCCAUUUAUUGCAAAACGAGCGUUGAAUAUCUUGUUGCUCUUUUCGACGUCCUAUCUGUGCGAACUUGGAUUUUCAACUCUAACAAAUAUUAAAAGCAAAAAAAGAGAAAGACUUACCAAUUUAGAAGAAGAAAUGAGAGUAGCGCUCACUUACAUAAGACCCAACCUUGAGGAAAUUUGUAAAGGUCGUCAAGCGCAAAUUUCUCAUUAA
Messenger RNA from Leptosia nina, 336 nucleotides. The record is from the annotation of a GenBank genome assembly. Lineage: Eukaryota; Metazoa; Arthropoda; Insecta; Lepidoptera; Pieridae.